UAAUCCAUUGCGUGGGUUGCAGGGCCCCACCACAACCCGCAUGAGCACCUGCGGCACAUUGCUUCUUUUCCUUUUCCUCACGUUGAUUUGUCUUCUAUAGAUCUCGAUCUCACACCAUUUAAUCAUCGUCCCUUUAAAAUUUUACACCAUGCACAAAUUCAUACAUGUUGAAAUAGGACGAGAAGCGUUAUCUUUUACUUUUAAUAAUCCCCUCUUCUUCUUCUUUAUCUUUACCUUUCCCUUUAACCCACCCUCUUCUGUUCUUUCUUUGUCCUCAAGCUUCUCGAUGUCGAUGCUCCGGAGAUGCGCUCACACGCUAUUAAUGACCGCCAUGCGCACACUCCAUGCUCCAUCACUACUUGGCUUCAUCGUUCGUCGUCGUCAUCAUCAUUCAUCAUGUUUCCUUGCAGCAGCGUCGUCGAGCUCCUCUGCCGCCUGAUCAAGGGCUUGGACGCCGUCGCAGUGGUUGAGUCGCCGGAGGCCUCGUCGUCGACGUUGCAGGCCUGCAAGCUCAAGGAGAUCAAGUGCCAACUGGAGCGCCUGCAGCUCAAACUCAUCAAAGAGAUGUACUGCAAGGAGGACAACGCCAUGGAGCAGCUCCGCCACCUCGCCGGCUGCCUCGACGAGCUGGCAGCCGCCGCCGGCCAGGACAGCCAAUGCGGCUUUUCGACGCUCAAAUCGCUCGAGAAAGUCGAAGCUGCCGUCCACAGAACCCUCAAUGUGGUGGCCGACAAAGAUCUUUACACGCUGUGCGGAAGUGAAAACGAAAGAAAAGAAGGACCAUGGGGACCUCGUUUAGGCUUCGAUUGGGACAUUGGAUCCUUUCACGACAUCAAAACCCUCAACGUGAGCGCAGACGACCGCAUCAACUCCAUUCAGAUAGAAUACAAUUUCGACUGUAGAAAAUACAAGACGCCGAGAAUCGGAGGCGAAGGCGGUACUCUCCAUCAGAUUGAGCUCGGGGAGAACGAGCACAUCACGUCGAUUCGAGGAACUUACGACACGAUCAGUUUAACCAAACUGGAAAUCGUGACGAAUAAGAAUUCCUAUUCGUUCGGAAAAGGCUGCGGUGGAUCGGUCUUCCCUCCUUGCCAACUUCCAUGCGACUGCAAAGUCGUAGGGUUCUUUGGAAGGGCAGCGUCUCAUGUCAACGCCAUCGGCGUCUACUUGGAAAAAACCGACGACAGCCCCAACAAGAGACUCUGUGCCAGCUGUUUGUGCCAAUCUGGGACGAUGCCAAUCUCCAAGUACUCGCCUUGCCAUGUUUGCUCUUGAUCAGAAAGUUUAAUUUAUUAUCGCUUUACUAUAGUUUUAUUUGUACCUCACUGGUCGAGUGAGAUCUCUACUGAAACAUUCAGUAAGCUGUUUCAGUGAGAGAUUAUAACUGUCGGUCCUUCGAUGCAACAAAAUUAUAUAUUUCAGCAAUCA
Molecule: messenger RNA, 1428 nt
Organism: Zingiber officinale
Lineage: Eukaryota; Viridiplantae; Streptophyta; Magnoliopsida; Zingiberales; Zingiberaceae
Product: jacalin-related lectin 5-like
Exons: 3
Coding region: 304-1275 (323 amino acids)
Molecular function (GO): carbohydrate binding
Source: RefSeq, a predicted model, not a curated record